Messenger RNA from Colletotrichum higginsianum IMI 349063, 561 nucleotides. Its product is annotated as ADP-ribosylation factor family protein. Gene Ontology annotation, biological process: intracellular protein transport; vesicle-mediated transport. Gene Ontology annotation, molecular function: GTPase activity; GTP binding. Lineage: Eukaryota; Fungi; Ascomycota; Sordariomycetes; Glomerellales; Glomerellaceae. The transcript is spliced from 3 exons. The coding region runs from base 1 to 561 and encodes 186 amino acids. The record is from RefSeq and is a predicted model, not a curated record. Gene Ontology annotation, cellular component: cytoplasm.
AUGGGUGGUCAACUCUCCAAGAUGAUGGGCAAGAUCUUCGGGUCAAAGGAGAUGCGCCUGCUGAUGCUGGGCCUCGACGCCGCCGGCAAGACCACCAUCCUCUACAAACUCAAGCUCGGCCAGGACGUCACCACCAUCCCCACCGUCGGCUUCAACGUCGAGACCGUCACCUACAAGAACGUCAAGUUUAACGUCUGGGACGUCGGUGGCCAGGACAAGAUUCGUCCUCUCUGGAGACAUUACUUCAGCGGAACCCAGGGCCUGAUCUUCGUUAUCGAUUCGUCGGACCGCGCGAGAAUUGAGGAGGCCAAGUCGGAACUCCAUAGGAUCAUCAAUGAUCGCGAGAUGAAAGACAGUCUGCUGCUGGUCUUUGCGAACAAACAGGACAUCAACGGCGCUAUGAAGCCGCAAGAAGUCACCGAGGCCCUGUCUCUCUCCAAAUUAAAAGACAAGGUCUGGUAUGUCGUGCCCAGUUGCGCGACGACGGGUGAAGGCCUGCUCGAGGGCCUGGCCUGGCUGUCAAACAACGUUAAGGCACCCCCUGCUCCGGCCAAGAAGUAG